AAGUACGCAAAUCUUCAUUUUAGACGAGAAUCUAUACUAAUAUUAUAAAGCGGUGACUAUUCACGUGAGGAAAGUAUGAAUGAAUAAAACGUAAUGAGACGUCAUUCGGAUUUCCUAUAAAAAGUUCGGUAGCGAACAUUUUGCCAGUGAUGGUGUAAAAAGUAGAGUAGAAUCGUGGGCGAUGUUGCUGAACUGGAGAAGAUGGUCCUACUUCGUGAUUAUAUGUUUAAUGCACAUCGUAAAACAAGGGAGCGGACAGGCAACAGACGUGGAUGUCCGUCUGACAGCACCCAGCUGGGUCGCACGAGGUGGAUCCGCGACUAUGCGAUGUCUACAUCAGGUACCUCCACAAUUACUCUAUAAAGUUGAAUUCCUAAGAUCGGGAGCCAAACUAUUGCAGUAUGUUCGCGAGAGAGUACCGCCGUUUACCAAUUACACGUUUCCUGGUGGAAAGUUAAAUAUGUCUCUCGUAACUGAAAAUUCUAUAACAAUCGAGAAUUUGGAUCCUUCAGCGUCAGGCUUGUAUUGGUGCGAGGUGUCUCUAGAGACGCCGAUCUUUACGGCCGCCUCGCCGCCGCAUCAGCUUACUGUAGUCUAUGCCCAAAAGCAUCCACCGAUCAUAACAUUCGGAAAACCCGAUGUGGUUGUCGAAGGAUUGCUGCGAGCUAACUGUACCAGCGCACCGGCCGCGCCCGCGCCGCGUCUCACCUGGUAUAUUGACAAUGAAAAGGUACCUGAGGAUUCUAUCAAAUAUUUCUCGUACAGAGUAUCAAGUUCGACUCGAACUAAAGGCGGCGGUGGAUACAAAAACAGAAAGUAUCAUCACCGAUAUAUAGCUCCAGAGUUUAACUAUACAGCUAAAUAUUGGGCUCUAGUUAGUGAGACUACCACAAUAACACCGAACACGACUAAACAUAACAAAUGUACUUUAAAUGAAGCGCAAAGCGAAGAAAUGAAAAAGAUUCGCGAGAAGCCACGGGAACCACAAAUAGUUCCGAUAUCUUUAUGGGUGUCGAUCGCGGAGCUGAGGACUCCAGCACAUGGCAGACUGCAGCUCACCUGCACAGCCACCAUUCCUGAUGAGGUCGGCCCCGGGGAGCGAUACGCUGAUCUAAAGAAACAAACUGUAUCAGUUGAGAUGAACGAAUUAAGCCUCAAACGACCACUAACAGAAACUAGCCAAGCUAAUGCGACCGCAUCGUUUAUAUUACCGCAUCAUCCUCUUUGGAUUAUCAGCUACGGUGUACUCUUACAUGAGCUUCAACUACUAUUAUAUUAAAAAAAUACCGACACAGGAGCUCGCAAACAUGGAAGUUACAGUGAAUUUCCACUGUCGUAACACUUAUUUGACAACAUUGCUAUCUCUCUCACUCUAUUUGAAAACAACAGUAAUAGUAAAAGUCUGAUAUAAUAGAAGAGACCAUGGGAGAUCAAGAUCAAUCCAAAUUGACAAAAAUUAAUAAAUUACCCAUGAACACUUUGAUAGGCAAAUAAUCAAAGCAUGUUUUUAAUAAAUAAUAUUUGAUCCAAAAUAAUCAUCUGGUCACCUAUAUGAAAAUCGAUCUUCCACUGACUCCUAGACUACAAGUGUCACGACAUUUGAAAUUUAUUCUUAGCAACCGCAUUACUUAAUAUUUUAUGUCGAUCCAUAUUAGUG
Messenger RNA from Papilio xuthus (Asian swallowtail), 1657 nucleotides. RefSeq lists its product as uncharacterized. The transcript has 9 exons. Bases 182 to 1279 code for a protein of 365 amino acids. Lineage: Eukaryota; Metazoa; Arthropoda; Insecta; Lepidoptera; Papilionidae. The record is from RefSeq and is a predicted model, not a curated record.